This is a messenger RNA of Athene cunicularia (burrowing owl), 1019 nucleotides long. It is a transcript of the gene ARID5A, whose product is annotated as AT-rich interaction domain 5A. The record is from RefSeq and is a predicted model, not a curated record. Gene Ontology annotation, cellular component: nucleus. The coding region runs from base 1 to 861 and encodes 286 amino acids. Lineage: Eukaryota; Metazoa; Chordata; Aves; Strigiformes; Strigidae. Gene Ontology annotation, molecular function: transcription cis-regulatory region binding. Gene Ontology annotation, biological process: regulation of transcription by RNA polymerase II. The transcript is spliced from 2 exons.
AUGCGGGUGGGACCCGUCCCCAGCGCAUCCCCCGGCGCAAGAGACACCCGGGCCUGCCCGCGGCGGGAGGACGGGGGCCCGGCGCCCGCCGUCUUCACCGGCUGCUUCCACGCUUACCGCAACGAGGUGCUGAAACCCGUCAGCUGUCACCCGCUCUGGGGGUAUUUCUCCAGCUUGAAGGAUUUUUUAGAGCCGCCCUCCGCCUUCCCGGUGCGAGGCGAGGAGCAGGAGCAGCCCCAAGACCUGCGGAACAAAGCGGGGCAGGGGUGGAGCGGGGAGAGCCGGGGAGCCGCGGUCAAAGCCUGUUGGGUGCCCCCCGGGGCCGGUUUCGCCCCCGCCGCGCCCAGGGCAAGGGGCAAGCGUGGCCGCGAGGAGGAGACCGUUUUCGGCCCCGGCGCCAAGUUACGGGCCGUUUCCCCCUUCCUCAAGGAAGCCGAUGGCAGGGACACGGGUGCUGGCUCGCCCGGCAGCCAGCAAGGGCUGGCCAAACCCAAAGCGGUGGUGGCCAGCCCGGGCUACGCCACGCCGCUGCCGCAAGCCCCGGACGUUUACAAGGGAGCGAUGGUGCGUUUCCCGGUGAGCUUCGGCAACCCGCUGGAGCACCUCAAAUCCCAAGGGGUGCCGGCGGCGCCGUCCCUCUCCGUCAACCCUUUCGUCAUCCCCGCUUUUCCCAGCCCUUUGAUAGCCACUUCCACGCAGCCCUCCGAUCUGUGCCGGCCGCUGGCGACCGGCCCUGGCCACUACCCAGCCUCCUACGAGAGCUCGCUGCGACACCGGCUCUACCCGGCGGCGACGUGGCACAGCCAAGCCACCUACGCCUCCCCGCACGCACCGGCCUUCCACCGCCACGCCAAGCUGUAGAGUUGCCAUCGCGCUCCGGAUCAGCCUCGAUGCCUGCGGAGGAGGGAGACGGUCGGGAUGCUGCCGUGGCUCGAACCGGGCGACGAGGCGCGUGCCAGUGCCGGUCACCGCUUCGGAGCCUGCAGCCAAGGACUGAGAGGAGACAAUCCGGACCGUGU